Microbotryum saponariae is the source of this 1217-nucleotide messenger RNA. The record is from the annotation of a GenBank genome assembly. Lineage: Eukaryota; Fungi; Basidiomycota; Microbotryomycetes; Microbotryales; Microbotryaceae.
AUGGAAGAAGAGACGGCUUCACGCAAGUUGACCAAGAAGGAGAAGAAGGCGCUGGCGUUCCGAACGAAUGCAGGCAACAAGGGCAAAGGCAAGGGCAAGAAGGUGACGGGCGACCUCGAUCAGAUGGCCGUACCGGAGACGGAUGACUUGGACGACGAGGGCGUGCACGCGAACGCAGAAGAGGGAGAAAAGAAAGUCAAGAAGGACAAGAAGAGGAAGAGGGACGAGACCGAUGCGGAUGCGGACACGGCGACUGCUGCUGAAGGAGAAGCUGCCGAAGCCGACUCGGAGGAACCCAAGAAGAAGAAGCGACAACGGGGCAAGAAGCCGUCGCAGAGGAACAGGGAGGCCGCUGCAGCGAAUGCAUCCAAGUUGUUGCUCUUCAUCGGUUAGUUCCAAGCGCAGAUGCCACGAUGCUGCAUUUUAAAUGGGGGCACGAGCUUGGGUCGCUGACUUGGGCAUCUCUGUCUAUGUCUCACCCCCGUCAAUGCGAUACAGGCAACCUACCCUACAAAGUCACGAUUGAGGAGAUCAAGACCCAUUUCACACCAUGCGGUACGCUAGCACGACUUAUGUGCCUCCGGGUGGUCAGGACUGAAUGACUGACAUAUUUCCACAAACACACGAUCGCAACUCCAGGCGAAGUCCCUGAAGUUCGCCUCCUGACUCCGAAACCCAAAGUCGAUGCCGCGGGAGCAACACCAACAACGACUAAAUCCAAAGGAUGUGCCUUCAUCGAGUUCACUUCGCCCUUCGCGCUUCAGUCCGCGUUCCGGCUACACGAAUCCGAGCUCAACGGGCGCAAGAUCAACGUCGAGCUGACCGCGGGAGGAGGAGGCAACUCGGAAGCGAGGAAGAAGAAGCUGCAGGACAAGCGAGCGACGAUGCAGAAGGAACGCGAGAGGGUUGCGUUGAACCGCAAGAAGAAGGACAUCGAGGCGGGCAAGCUGAACCCCGAUGGGUCGAGAUUAUGGGGUCAACCCAAGCCAUCGGCGACGGCCGCGACGGCGGGCGCAGAGGGAGGGAGCGCAUGGGCAGCGUCAUCGUCGGGCCAGGAUGGAGCGGGUUCCACCGCACUCAAUGGCGCGGAGAAAAAGAUCAAGAAGGUCAGGGAUCGUCGAUUGGUCAAGGAUGGACCAGCCGCAGCGAGAUCCAAACCGGUCAAGGCGCCGAAGGCGAUGACGGGUGCCAACUCCAUCAAGCUCGGCAGCUUCUAG